AGUGCAGUACCAAUACCAAUACCAAUACCAAUACCAAUACCCAUACCAAUACCAGUGCCAUACCGUAGACAGACAAAAGCCAUGCCGGAAACAUCAACAGCCCGAGCGGUGGUAGACAAUAAGCCCACAGUGGUGUCUUAGGAUGGGAACUAUCAGAUCAGCGAUUCGGCGUUGAAAUCUCUUCGUGAUUCUCGACACAGCAUCCGACGGGGAGGGAUUCCGAAUCGACACCACAGUGGCGGUUCCAACAACUCCAAGGGGGCAACAGCAGCAGCAGCAGCCGCUGGAUCAACGACCCCACCGGGAGGAGCACUGGACACAUCUCGGAAAUCGAAUCGCAGUAGUCAGAGUAGUUCCAUUUGGAGCAAUAUUAUGGGACGGGGAAGACGCAUCUAUGGCAGUGUGGCCAGUGUGGCCAGCAGUAUUACGUUGACGGAGUUUGAUGGCAACUUUCCGAAGAGUUUGAAAUCUCCGAGGGAUCCUUGGACAUUCGCCAAUUGAAUUUUGUCCAUGACGAAGAGCAGGUAGACAGUCAACCCAUGUUGCCACAACGACAAACCAGUGUCACGGCGGGACAGUCUUCGUCUCUCAUGUCCACCAGUGAUCUAUCCAAACUCAGCCAUCAUGUCGCAAAAUUGGGAACCCAACACGAACAACAACAGGAGCAACAAGAACAGGCACCACCACCUGGGUCGUCCAGGUCCUCGGAUUUGUCUCCUCGACAACCAGGACGGAAAACAUCCAUCAAAACGCUCUCCAGUGAAUGCCCCUCGGCUCCCACUCUGGAACCCAACAGCAACCACACCAAUAAGAGCAAACAACCACAACAACAGACAAGAAUCAUCAGAAGCACCCUUUGGCCGGUCCAACAGCAAGGACAGUGUGCCACAGUUCCCAUGCCGCAAAAAAUCGUCCAAAUUAGUUGCAGAAUCCAUCAAAGAGGAAUUGCUAUCCGCCGAAUUUAGGGAUCAGGCAAGCAGUUUUCUAGAAGCUAUGCAACCCCUUCUGGGAAAACACAGCGACGACAACAACAAUAAUACAUUCACGGGAGCGCUCGCUAUUGAUAAAAUGCUGGAAUCUGGAAUGGUCGAUUCACGACAAGAAGCAGUGGAAGUAGGGCAAGCAAUUCAACAGACUGGGGAAUUAUUUUAUCACAUUUCCGGCAUCAAAAAACCGUUUGUGGAUAGUAGUGAGGAUGUGUUUGUCAUGGCGCCAAAGCCUCCGCCGCCGCAACCUCCCGGGCCUUGCAUGAUGUCGGUGCGUCGCAAGACGGAUACCAGUAUUUCCAUUGAAGAAGAGUCCCCGCUUCAGGUAUCGACUGCCAAACACAUUUCGGUGCCACAUGUAAAACGAUAAAGUCGAACGAACGACGAACGGUAUGAAUGAAUGUGUGGGACCGGCCGAGGCUAAACACAAAACAAACAGGAAGAACGCAAAAUGCCGCUGCGAUGUUUAGCUAAUGAAUGAGCCUGCUCGACCGGGGUGUGGGUCAUAAUUUUGUUGGACGUUUUGGUUUUGUGUAUCUGUUGGUCGCCGGGUACCUUGUCUUCCGUAUCGUAAUGUACAAUCGGGGUUGGAGUGAACGGGCAUACGAUGUAAUGCUUAAGCGCGUUACGAUCAAAUCUCGCACAUCUACCUGUACGUUACCAUAGUAUCCAUCUGCUACGCCAAUUUGAUGGUCGCGUUCAUGUUGCCACCUUGACUUGGGAUGACGCAAGGACGGGGACUAAUUAUUUUAAGCCCGGAACGCGGAACGGGCGAGGUCCUGGUUCGUGUUGGUAUUAUUGGCGUGGUAGCAACGCCAAGAUUAGACUAGUGCGGCAGUCCAGAACAAAGGCAAGAAGACAAAUAGCUCGCGUAUUGUUUCAGCACUGUAAUUGCGUGUGCUUGAGGCUUUGCUGGAGUUUUGACCGGGGGACCUUCUACGGUGCUGACCGCGGUCGCUGGCUCUCCUCAUUGGGAUCCCACGGCAAAGCCCUUCAACGCUUGUACAAACUGCGACGCAUCGUUUUGAUUUCUAUAUUCUUGCUUUUGCCGUGCACGAAAGACGGACCAGGAUCGCUGGCACUCCCCAUGGGAGGUCCUUCAACUCAAUCUACAACGAACCGGCACCUAGAAAUCUAAGCAGAAUGGAUUUCAAGCUUAAUAAAAUAACUGUGGAAACUGAUAAAAUUUAAGGGAACUGAAGCCCGUAACAGAAAUCCGAGAAGCCAAUUCGAGCGGCUCGACAUGAAACAUGACACAAGUUGCGGCGCAAUAUAUUAGGAUCCCAAGAGGCGUGGAAAAUGAAGCGAACCAGCCAUAAAGGUUUCCAAAGAUUGCUAUUCUCAGUCAUUUGCAAAGGUCUUCGACCCAGCAUACGACGUCAUUCAUGCAUACUUGAACAUGUUGUCAUGUCUUACACAAAACCCAAACCAAACUACCAUCCUCCCAUAUGAACCACAAUUCCCAGU
Seminavis robusta is the source of this 2453-nucleotide messenger RNA. Lineage: Eukaryota; Bacillariophyta; Bacillariophyceae; Naviculales; Naviculaceae. The record is from the annotation of a GenBank genome assembly.